UGCAGACUCAGUGCCUUAUUCAGUCUUCUCUCUCGCUCUCUCCGCUGCUGUAGCUGGACCCUUCGCCUUCGCCACCGCUCAGCAUCCGCACAUCCCUACAAUGGCUAAAACAGCAAUGGCCUACAAGGAAAAAAUGAAGGAGCUGUCCAUGCUGUCACUGAUCUGCUCUUGCUUCUACCCAGAACCUCGCAACAUGAACAUCUAUACUUACGAUGAUAUGGAAGUGAAGCAGAUCAACAAACGUGCCUCUGGCCAGGCUUUUGAGCUGAUCUUGAAGCCACCAUCUCCCAUCUCUGAAGCCCCACGAACUUUAGCUUCUCCAAAGAAGAAAGACCUGUCCCUGGAGGAGAUCCAGAAAAAACUGGAUGCCGCAGAGGAAAGAAGGAAGUCUCAGGAGGCCCAGGUGCUGAAACAAUUGGCAGAGAAGAGGGAACACGAGCGAGAAGUCCUUCAGAAGGCUUUGGAGGAGAACAACAACUUCAGCAAAAUGGCGGAGGAAAAGCUGAUCCUGAAAAUGGAACAAAUUAAGGAAAACCGUGAGGCUAAUCUAGCUGCUAUUAUUGAACGUCUGCAGGAGAAGGAGAGGCAUGCUGCGGAGGUGCGCAGGAACAAGGAACUCCAGGUUGAACUGUCCGGCUGAAGCAAUGGAGGGUAUGGCACGUCCCCCAUUAGUAAACCCCCCUGCCUAUAUUAUAAUGGAUCAUGCGAUAUCAGUAUGGGAAAUGUAUGACAUGGUUUAAAAAGAACUCAUUAUAAAAAACAAAAAACAGAAUCAAAAAUAAAAAAAAAAAUCAAUGCGGUCUCUUGGCAGAAUGUUUUGCUUGAUGUUUAAAAAAUACCUUGGAUCUUAUUUUGUAAAUACUUACAUUUUUGUUAAAAAAUACAAGUAUUGCAUUAUGCAAGUUAUUUCAUAAUCUUACAUGUCCUGUAACAGGCUUUUGAUGUCGUGUCUUUCCACUCAAAUGAAUUUGCUAGGUCUGUUCUUUUUGAAGCUCCCCAUGUCUAACUCCAUUCCCUGCCCUUUCCAUUCCAACAGAAAACUGAGGUCAGUAGACAGUCCAUGGUGCUAGAAACCCACCAUUGCCUAAUGACCUAGACAGCUUUGUAAUCUCUGAACUUGACUAAGAUCGUACCUAGAUCACAGAUGUGACUCCACACAAACCUCACAUUUGUUCGCUCAUAAUCUCCUAACUGCCUAGAAACUACAAAACCAGGCUAAGAAAAACCACCAGUCAUAGCAUUUACUUCUGCUUCUACUGGAUUAUGUGCUACAAAUGUGCUUUAGCUUUAGAAAGGGAUGGAUGAGAAGACAGAUCUGAGAUCAAUCUGGGUAGAAGCAAACAA
Diceros bicornis minor is the source of this 1344-nucleotide messenger RNA. RefSeq names its product stathmin 2 (gene STMN2). Gene Ontology annotation, molecular function: tubulin binding. Gene Ontology annotation, biological process: neuron projection development; regulation of microtubule polymerization or depolymerization; microtubule depolymerization. NCBI's taxonomy places the organism in Eukaryota, Metazoa, Chordata, Mammalia, Perissodactyla, Rhinocerotidae. Bases 101 to 640 code for a protein of 179 amino acids. Gene Ontology annotation, cellular component: neuron projection; growth cone; cytoplasm. The record is from RefSeq and is a predicted model, not a curated record. The transcript is spliced from 5 exons.